AAUUUCGGAUCAUUCUUUGAUCCUCCGCAGACCUCAGAAUCGCUUCACGACAAAUAGUGUACAUAUCACAGUACUUUUACGGAAGUAGGAACCUUCCUAUCAACGGCGAAAGUAAUUAAUCCCUCGAGCGUGUCCAGAAGUCCAGCGAAAAGUCCAAAUUCCGUCAAAAACAGACUGCACGAUCUUCCCAAAAUCUUGCCUGGCACGUUUUCCAGGCGGCCACCACAUUACAUCCAGUGACCGGCUGAUUCGAUAUUGGACCAGGGGGAACCAAUCCGCCAGUAAACGAACGGCACGAUGGCUUCCGCCACGACAACUCCUGGUCAGUUGAUCACAAAGAUCCCUUACGGUUCCGACAAUUUUCUGCAAACGUACGAUGUUUACGUUGAUGACCGUCCAUCACACCCGACUGAGGAGUACUGGAUCGUCUACAUCCACGGCGGCUUCUUUCGUGACGCAUUGGUCGACUCGACAUCGUUUCAUCCCGCGGUGUCGCUGCUCACUGCCGCCGAGAAGACUUCCGUUCGCGGGUAUGCCUCGAUCAACUACCGUCUCUCGCCGUCAACAAAAAAGCCUCAGGAUCGCUCGGAAACGCCGUCGUUUGAGCUGCGCGGUGCGGUAUGGCCGGAACAUUUUGACGAUGUGUGCGCGGGCAUCCGUCACCUGCAAUCAACAUACUCAUUUGGGUCCAAUUACGUGCUCGCAGGCCACAGCGUCGGCGCAACGCUGGCACUGCUUGCGGCGGUCGACACUGACCACGGCAUCGUGCCGCCCAAAGCUGUCUUGGGCCUGAGUGGCAUUUACGACUUCCCACUGCUGCACAAAUCUCACCCAGAGUAUGAGGCGCUCACAUUCAACGCCAUGCCUAGGGGAGACGAAGUCGCCGCCAGCCCAGUCGCUUACGAGGCGCAGGCAUACAAGGCUGCGGGCGUGUGUCGCGUGCUGCUUGCCCACUCACACGAUGAUGGCCUCGUCCCAUGGAACCAGGUCGAUGCGAUGACGGAGAAGCUGGCGCCGGCUGGCGAAGGAUACGUGCGAGUCCUCGAGCUGUUCGGGAAGCACAAUGACAUCUGGGCGGAUGGGAAGGAGGUCUCGCGGGCUGUCCUUGCCACGUUGGCGUUUUUAGACUAGUAGCUGUUUGAGAGUUGAUUCGUGUCGAGGAAAUCAUAAGUAGAGGACAUGACAUGCAAUUCAAAGACCACGUAAAUCUCUGCUACGGGACCAUG
Exophiala viscosa is the source of this 1226-nucleotide messenger RNA. Its product is annotated as Alpha/Beta hydrolase protein. Gene Ontology annotation, molecular function: arylformamidase activity; lipase activity. The record is from RefSeq and is a predicted model, not a curated record. The transcript has a single exon. NCBI's taxonomy places the organism in Eukaryota, Fungi, Ascomycota, Eurotiomycetes, Chaetothyriales, Herpotrichiellaceae. Bases 298 to 1131 code for a protein of 277 amino acids.